Molecule: messenger RNA, 3019 nt
Organism: Misgurnus anguillicaudatus (oriental weatherfish)
Lineage: Eukaryota; Metazoa; Chordata; Actinopteri; Cypriniformes; Cobitidae
Gene: slc5a10
Product: solute carrier family 5 member 10
Biological process (GO): transmembrane transport
Cellular component (GO): plasma membrane
Molecular function (GO): D-glucose:sodium symporter activity
Source: RefSeq, a predicted model, not a curated record
UGGCUUCAGGGAAGUCUCUCAUCUGCCCUGUUGUUUUUACAUAGGUGCAAGUUUGCUUCAUUAAACUGAUGUGUUUAAUCAUCAAUUCACACACCGAGCUGACUGACCAGAACGCUCUGUGUCUUCUCAUCCCUCCCUGUCCUGUUGUCUUAGUCUGCGUGUAGCGUACGUGAAGGCAGGACAUGGCGUCCAACUCCACCACCAAAUUUUUCGCUAUUUCCCAGUCGUUUAGCGUAUCUGAUAUCAUCGUGAUCGGGGCGUAUUUCUUACUGAACAUCGGAGUUGGGAUAUGGUCAUCUUGCAGAGUUAGCAGAAAUACACUCAGCGGAUAUUUCCUGGCUGGCAGGGACAUGGCUUGGUGGCCGAUCGGGGCAUCUCUGUUUGCCAGCAGUGAAGGUUCAGGAUUAUUCAUUGGUCUGGCCGGUACAGGAGCUGCUGGGGGAAUCGCUGUGGCCGGGUUUGAAUGGAAUGCAACUUAUGUCCUCUUGGCUCUUGCCUGGAUCUUUGUCCCAGUUUAUGUCUCUUCUGGGAUUGUCACCAUGCCAGAAUAUUUGGGUCGGAGGUUUGGAGGAGAAAGGAUUCGCAUGUACUUGUCAGCUCUUAGUUUGAUGUUGUCGGUGUUUACUAAGAUUUCAACAGACCUGUAUUCAGGAGCUCUGUUUGUCCAGGUUUGUUUGGGUUGGAAUCUUUACCUCUCCACUGUACUCAUGUUAGUGGUAACGGCACUCUACACUAUUGCAGGCGGCUUGGCUGCUGUAAUCUACACCGAUACUCUUCAGACCUUCGUCAUGAUCAUUGGAGCAGUCAUCCUCACCAUCACAGCAUUUAAUAAGAUCGGAGGCUACAAUAACCUGGAGAGUGUGUAUUUGAAAGCCAUACCAUCGAAGAUCAUCCCAAACACGACAUGUCACCUGCCCAGAGCUGAUGCUAUGCACCUGUUCAGAGACCCUGUCCAUGGAGACUUACCCUGGCCAGGCAUGACACUGGGUUUAACUAUUCUUGCAACAUGGUACUGGUGCACAGAUCAGGUAAUCGUGCAGAGGUCUCUGUCAGCCAAGAAUCUGAGUCACGCCAAAGGAGCCUCCAUCUUGGCCAGCUACCUCAAGAUGCUUCCCAUGAUCUUCAUCAUCCUACCUGGCAUGAUCAGCAGGGCCCUCUACCCAGACACAGUGGCCUGUGUUGACCCUGAGGAGUGUCUAAAGGUGUGUGGUGCAGAGGUGGGCUGUUCCAACAUUGCUUUUCCAAAACUGGUCAUCGAACUCAUGCCAAGCGGUCUCCGAGGGUUAAUGAUAGCUGUAAUGAUGGCUGCCCUGAUGUCAUCACUGACUUCCAUCUUCAACAGCAGUAGCACACUCUUCACAAUGGACAUUUGGAAGAAAUAUCGUAGAGGUGCCAGUGAGAAGGAACUGCUGCUGGUUGGCAGGAUAGUGACUGUAAUUCUGGUGGUGAUAAGCGUGGUUUGGAUCCCAAUUCUUCAGAGCGCCAACAGCGGUCAGCUUUACGUCUACAUCCAGUCAGUGACCAGCUACCUGGCCCCUCCUGUGACGGCCAUAUUUGUAUUGGCUGUUUUCUGGAAAAGAACCAAUGAGGCGGGAGCAUUCUGGGGCCUGAUGGUGGGUUUAACGGUGGGACUGACACGGAUGAUCCUAGAAUUUGCAUUCCCUCCCCCCCGCUGCGGUGUGUUUGACCCUGCACCUGCCGUCCUAAGAAGAGUACACUACCUGCACUUUGCCAUUAUUCUCUGCGGCCUUACUGCUAUUGUCGUUGUUGUGAUUAGUCUGCUAACUCCACCACCCACUGAAGAACAGAUGCAUAAUCUGACGUGGUGGACUCUGAACCACACCAGUGAAAGAGAAAUCGCUCUACAGAAAGUUUCCACGCUAAGCCGCAGGACAGAAGGCUGCGAGUCUGUGCGCAGGGGUAAAUGCGUUCGCACUGCCGGGUUCUGUAGUCCCCGACCUGGGCGACUUGCGGCUGGGACUCCGCCUCCCAGGAUUCCAACCAUCAGAGAGGAUCCGUUCUGGUCUCGCUUCUGCUGCGUCAAUGCCAUCAUUCUCGUGGGCAUUAACAUCUUCCUGUACGCUUACUACGCGUAAUGGGCACAUGCAAAUGUCACACGCAUCUGUUUUUGUCCAUACAUGCAUCAUUUUGCUCUUCCACAAGUGAUUACAGACAGUAAAUCUGAUGCCAGCAUGAUUGGAUAAUGCAUUCAUUGCAGUGGUUAAAUCAUGAUACAGUAUGACAUAGGACAGAUAUAAUGGUUGAGUUAUCCCUUUUUAAAAAUACAUAUGUGCAAAAUAGUGAUUUUCAAAAUUCCAGAUGCAGUUCAGUGUGAAAAGGCCUUAGCUUUGUAAGCUUAUUUACAACUGGAGGAUUGUGUAAUAUGUAUAAUGUUAAUGUGUUUUAACUUAGCUUUUGAUAUGAAUAAGCUUAAAGCGGAUGUUUCUCAUUUUUCCUAUUUGAGCUUAAAAUCCAAACAAAUAUAAGUAACCUAUUGGUAGAUUGAGUUCCCAGAAAACUGUGAACUGUGAUACUUGAGCUUUCAAAACAUUAAUGGGAUUCUUGGAGAUUAAAGUUUAUCAUCAAGCAGUCAUAUGCAUUAGAUCUUGGUAUUAGUUUAAGUGUCUGGUAAUAUGCUCACGCUUAAAAACUUAAAAUUAUCCGACACUCCCAAAUGGGUGGGUAUAAGUUUAACUCCAGGCAGUCUUGGUUUAUCGAAAUAAAUAAAAAAUGAUUAUAAGAUGUAAUGUAAUAAUGUAAUGUAAUGUACUUUUGAUAAAUCACUAUGUAAUGUGUCUCAAUAAUAAUUAUAUCUAUAAUAGCGUGAGAAUAUCUUGGGAGGAAAGACAGUUUGUAAAUGAUUGUAAGGGCGUUACAUUUUAAAGGUUAUAAAAAGAAUAUUUGAGCUUGUUCAAUAUUUAGUUUUUUCUUUUAGUUUAUUUGUUUUAUUGUGAAAAUGCAUAUAAAUAAUGGAUAUAUUAAAAAAUAAGAAGCAAGUGUUCGGGAUUGGUGUGUUUGU